AUGGAAGCCUCGCCGCUGUCACAAUGGCUAGGCGGUCCCUACAUGAUUGUGCUCAAGGACCCGGCUGGCGAGCGCAUACGAGGAAUCUUGAGGAAUCUGGUGCCUGAACAACACCUUAUACUUGACAGAGCCACCGUCCUGAGCACAGGUCGAACCUUCGGGCAACUGAGAAUCAGCGCCGACAACGUGGCCGACAUCGUAGCGCUACAGACACUCGAAGUUGCCGUCGACUCGAUCGCUUCUCGAGCUCCUGCACCCCCCUUUGCGCCAGCACCGUCUCUACCCACGGCCCCUAGAGCCACCUUCCAGGAUCCCGCCAUACUGAGCAUGGGCCGGAAACCUGAGGUACCCUUGCACGAGCCUGACCAAUACCAUCAUCAUCUGCCAAACACGGGGGAGAAGCGAGCUCCUGCUGUCGUCACCAACCCGGCUGACCGAACGACGUACUCUUCGACUGAUGAAUCCGAUACGACAACAACUGCCACUGCCACUGCCACUGCCACUGCCACUGCCACUGCCACUGCCACGCUCAACGCCCCCGUGGCACAGAUGACCAUAUCAACAUCAGACUCAGCAGACCCCAAUAUCACCGAGGACAAAACCCAAGAUCUACGGACGACGGCUUUGGCUUUGAACGUGCGUUCUGGCCCUGCACCCAAGGAGCGGGCACGGAGAGGAAAGCGUGGAAAGAAGCAUCAGGGCACCAAGCGAGAAGACGUUGCAUCGGUAGCGUCCAAUGCGCGGCCGACUAAUCAGGGCGAUGGCUGGAGGCAGACUCCUAUUCUACAGUCGAACAAGUCGUUUCAGCCAUUCGCCUCACUCAAAAAGGGCCGCAAAGGCCGUGCCGAUCCAAACGCGGAGAACGGCUGGGCCUCGGAGGACGUCACAGACGUCCAGGAGGCAGGGGACUUUGACUUUGAGAGCAGUCUUGCCAAGUUUGAUAAGCGGUCGGUAUUCAAUGAGAUGCAGGAACAGGACCAGGUCGAUGAUGCCGCACGUCUUGUCUCCCAUAACCGUCUUCCGCGGCCCAAGGCGGGGACGGCAGGUGGCAAGAACCUUCACUACAGUGAGAACGUCCUGGACGUGCCGUCGCCUGCUUCAAAACUCAAGGAAACCCCUGGUGAUUUCUGGAAGAGCGAGGCUGACGAUGAGAAUGUCAACCCUGGUGCCGAGGUGCUCAGCGGUCGCGAGGGCAGUGGCAGGACCUCACGCCUGAGGAACGAAUCCCGCAUCUCAACCACCCGCCGCUCACAGUCACGGAAGGCGAGUGCCACUGCUAGUGUCGGUGGCCCAGGCCGUGUGAACUCAGGUCCCGUCUCAUCCUCCACGGCCGCGGGCCUGUAUACCGUGCCGUCAGAUCGCCGCAUCGAGACCGUAACUCAUCUCCAGAUGCUUGUCGUUGAGAACGUUGCCCAUAACGAACUCGGGCUGACGGAGGACCUCAUGGCUGAGAAUGCAGGUCGAGGCAUCUCCGAGGUGGCCAUGCACGCCCUGGACGAUCCUGCCAUUAAGCUCCGUGUCGCCGCUGCAGCUUCACCACCCAGCUCCCCGACUAUCGUUGUCCUUGCUGGUAACAACAAGUCGGGUGUGAGGGCGAUUUCGGCGGCCCGCCAUCUACGCAAUCGGGGCAUCAACAUGCUGGUCUGUGUGGUCGGUAUAGAGCGGGAACGGGAGCUGCUCGAGGACAUCCGAAAGCAGGUGCGGCUCUUCCGCAACUUCGGUGGCGUCGUCGGCACCAAGUCAGAGCUCUUUGAGCGACUCACACAGACCACGGGCCCCCUGAGUGCGCCGUCUCAAAUCUCUGUGACGCUGAUCAUCGACGCUCUCCUGGGACUUACCAUAUCUUUCGAGGAGCUCCGCAAGAGUGAUCAGGCCACCACCUACGAGCUGAUGGAAUGGGCGAAUCGGAAGGUCGAGGCUUUUGUCAUGGCCAUCGAUAUCCCCAGCGGUAUUGAACCGUCGUCGGGCAAGGUGAACGUCAUCGACGGGGCCAAGCUCUAUGUCCAUCCUCGGUACAUCGUUGCCCUGGGUGCUCCGAAGCAGGGUCUCGUCGAGGCCCUGGAGAUGGGCGAGGAGCAGGGCGACAUCAUGAUGGUCGACGAGUGGAAGCUCUACCUUGCCGAUCUCGGCCUCGGUGCGCUGGUGUGGCGGAAAGCGGCUGCCAAACUACGCCGUGGCAUCGAGUUCGACGACAAGUGGGUGCUUCGAUUGCGAUACCAACCUCGCUUGACGGGCACUGGUUGA
This is a messenger RNA of Anthostomella pinea, 2244 nucleotides long. The record is from the annotation of a GenBank genome assembly. Lineage: Eukaryota; Fungi; Ascomycota; Sordariomycetes; Xylariales; Xylariaceae.